This is a messenger RNA of Phragmites australis (common reed), 2720 nucleotides long. RefSeq names its product diacylglycerol kinase 2-like. The transcript is spliced from 8 exons. Gene Ontology annotation, molecular function: ATP-dependent diacylglycerol kinase activity. NCBI's taxonomy places the organism in Eukaryota, Viridiplantae, Streptophyta, Magnoliopsida, Poales, Poaceae. The record is from RefSeq and is a predicted model, not a curated record. Bases 177 to 2306 code for a protein of 709 amino acids.
CCCCUUCUUAUUCUCUUCUCCUCUCUUCUCUCCAGCGCCGAACCCAACGACACGGCGACGCGAGCUAAGCGAGGCGGCGGCCGAGGCGAAGCCACCGAGCCACGGUUUGCUCGCCCCCGCUGCAAGGCCCGUGUUACAGGUCCUGCUUUUGAGAGCUGCAAGCCUGGCGAGCUGGGAUGGAUCUGGUGGGACCGUUGCUGGUCAGCAUGCCCCGCUUGCUUGAUCCCUCCGGCCUCCAGUUCUUCGGGUGGCUCAUCACCGCGGGCUCCUUCGGCCUGGCAGCGCUCAUCUACGCCCUCCUCAGGCUGCAGAGGGAGGCGUCGCUCUACUGGGCCAAGGCGGCCGCCAGGGAGAAGCGGGCCGCCUGGAAGGCGCUGCGGUGCCCGAGCUCCAGUCACACGUGGGACGAGGACCACUACCGUGGGGGGCAGCCCUCGACAUGCUGCGUGUGCCUGUCGUCGCUCGGCUCAUCGCAGGGCGUGGUUGGUGCGAGGGGUGCCGAGGCCGACAGCGUGGUGCACAGGUGCUCUGUGUGCGGAGUGGCGGCGCACUGGUACUGCUCGCCGGGUGCAGAGAAGGACUGCAAGUGCGUCGCGCAGGCUGGCGCUUUGCCCUUGCUGCACCACUGGUCGGAGAGGUGGGUCGAGCUGGACGACAACCCGGAGAUAUCCUCCUUCUGCUACUACUGUGAUGAGCCAUGUGGUGUUCCGUUCCUCGGUGUCUCUCCUAUAUGGCGCUGCCUGUGGUGCCAGCGGCAGAUCCAUGUUGAUUGUCACGCAAAACUGUUGAACGAAACGGGAAACACUUGUGAUCUUGGCCUGCUCAGGAGGCUUAUUGUUCCUCCCCAGUCGGUGAAAGAAGUUGGUCAUGGUCCAGCAAUCAGUGGAAUGUUCAACUCAAUCAAGGAGGGGUUUGUCACUUCAUCAGCUAGGAGCCAGGAUAGGAGGCAACGCAGCAAGAAACGCAACAAUAGCCAUCCUGGUGGCAAGACAAAUCUUCCUUCCACAAAUGGCUCAAUCCUUGAUUCACUGCUUGAAGGAUUGGCUAGAUUGCAGGGCCUGAAUGGGAAGAAUGCACUGGCAAAGCCUAAGUUGUCUGAAAAUUCUCCCAAACAAACAUAUGGAUCUGGUAUUACUAAUGGAGGAAAGAGGAAGUAUGAACUUGUUGAUUUGCCACAAGAUUCGAGGCCACUGCUGGUCUUCAUCAAUGGCAAGAGUGGAGGCCGAAAUGGAUCUUCUCUUAGAAGAAGACUGAACAUGUUGCUAAAUCCCAUACAGAUAUUUGAGCUAAGUGCUUCUCAGGGACCUGAAGUUGGACUGCAACUAUUCCACAAUGUGAAUCACUUCAGAAUCCUUGUUUGUGGUGGGGACGGAACUGUAGCCUGGGUUCUUGAUGCCAUUGAAAAGCAGAACUAUGAAUCUCCUCCCCCUGUUGCCAUUCUUCCUCUGGGAACUGGAAAUGACCUAUCGCGUGUUAUGAGCUGGGGUGGGGGUUUAUCCUCUGUUGAACGACAAGGAGGAAUCUGUGCACUUCUAAAUGAUGUUGACCACGCAGCUGUUACAGUCCUUGAUCACUGGAAUGUAGCCAUCAAAGAGAGGAAUGGAACAGAAGGUCAAUGCACCAAGCACGUAAAAUUUAUGACUAAUUAUUUAGGUAUUGGAUGUGAUGCAAAGGUUGCUUAUGACUUCCACACCACUAGGGAGGAAAGACCAGAUAAAUUUUGCAGCCAGUUCGUCAACAAGCUGAUAUAUGCUAGAGAAGGUGCUAAGGAUAUGAUGGACAGGUCUUGUUCUGAUUUACCAUGGCAUGUUAGCCUUGAAGUUGAUGGAAAGAACAUUGAAAUUCCAGAGGAUGCAGAAGGUGUGAUUGUUAUGAAUAUCCAUAGUUACAUGGGCGGCGUUGAUCUUUGGCAAAACGACAAUGACCAUGAUGAUGAUUUCAGUUUGCAAUCAAUGCAUGACAAAGUGCUUGAGGUGGUCUGUAUAUCGGGGACAUGGCAUCUAGGCAAACUGCAGGUUGGACUUUCAAGGGCACACCGGUUAGCCCAAGGAAAGGUUAUAAGAUUGCACCUGCACAGUUCAUUCCCUGUUCAGGUUGAUGGUGAACCAUGGAUCCAGCCACCUGGCUGCCUUGAGAUUUCUCAUCGUGGACAGAUGUUUAUGUUGAGGAGAACAUCUGAAGAGCCCACUGGGCAUGCUGCCGCAAUCAUGAGUGAUGUCCUUGUGAAUGCAGAGUGCAAUGGUGUGAUUGAUGCUGCUCAGAAGAGAUUGCUCCUCCACGAGAUAGCACUCCGUUUAUCGUCCUGACACAACAUACAGUCAGCUCCCCUUAUCUCACAAGGCUAACACCCUGCUGUAUCAGUAGAUACCAACCCCCCCCCCCUCUGUUGAGAAAUCCCUUCCGUUGCACAGGUGUAAAAUGCAAACGGUAGAGUUGAUGUAUACAAGCAGGAAAUAGAAAAUUUCCGCGUUCGGGUUUUGUCUGAGAUGCGGUUCAAGUGGCUGUGAAGGUGAGAAUUCCAGUCCAUACAAAGAGUUUUGUAGCACAUAGAGCAUUGUAAUUGCAAAUAGGGCUCGGUGAGCUGUGUAACUAGAGAGUGUCCGGUGUUGUUACAGAGGUAUAGAUGCAAAGUACUAUGUCACUUUCUGAGGUCUCUAAUUUUGCUACUUGUGACAAGUGACAUGUGAUGCUGUUGUGAAGAGAUUCAUGGUAAUCAUCCA